CACAUUGAUCUCCGUCUCUCUGGAGGAUUCAGAAAAUUACACUCAAUAUUUUGUAUUGAUUCGGUUAACAGAACUGCCAGGAGAGCUUGAUCCUCUUGAAUUUGUAGUAUGCAGUAAAAAAGCAUUUCUUUUUCAGAUCAUCUCUGCAGUGGAUAGCUUUUACAUCAGCAGUAUGCUCAGUGAUGUAAGACCAAGGAAGUGAAACACUAACGUGGUUAAUCCAGCUCUAGAAACAAGAAAGAGAUCAGACACCUGACGCUUUGAAAAAGACUGAUGUCCUGAGAAAUAGAUGGAGAGUGAGGGGAUACAGAAAGGGGGUGUGUCAGAUGGUGUGUGUCCAUGUGAAAAGGACUGAGAUGGGUACGUGUGUGUGUGUGUGUUUAAGAGAGAGUGCUAAAACACACGCGUGCGCAGCCACGGGCAGAAUCAAAUCUUUUCUGCAGCAGGACGGCAGGGAGAAGGAUUACUCCUAUUUUAGACUCUUUAUCCAUGCGUCCCAGGGUCAGAACCAGCACAGAAUGAAGAUAGACCAGUGACUUUCUGAAGUGCUAUAUUUUGGAAAGUGUGCCAGUAUGACCUCUCACAGUGAAACACUUUUGCUGGUCCUCAGUUUCUCACUGUGUGGUUGUCUGUGUGCUGUAUCUUUAAAUCAACCCCUGUCUUCCACCAACACGGAAUCAACCGCUAAUCCAGCUAGCAGCACAUCGUGGAUUACCAAAAUGAUUACGACUACCCCAAGCAUCCUAAGUUUAUACCCAAAUGCAUUGCAUUUAGAAGAGACCAGCAAAGACCCUCAAGGUCCAGUUCCUGUUGAACCAAAUCGCUAUGUUUCAGCCACGCAAGCAACACAAACCAAGAGUUCCUUUCCUGGAAUUAUUUCAGACAUGCAGAGAGACGAAGAGAGACCUGAAACUUCUUCACUGACAACAAUACCACCUUCUCCAUACUCUCAGACCUGGAGUACCGAGUCUGCUUGGAAAACAGAGACAUAUACAUCUCAAAUUCCUGCUGAACUGGGAACAUCUGAAACUCACCAGACAUUGUGGAGGUCCUCUGGUGUUGAACAGACACCAUAUGCCAGAGGAACUUUAGAUGGUACAAAUUUGCCAAGAGGGCUGAUAGACUAUCUGUGGCCAUCUGAGAAGACAAAGGAUUCGACAGAUGCACCUACAGGUGAUGACUGGCCAAAGUCUUCCACAACUCCAGACUGCAAUUUGGUUGGCACCGGAAUCUGUCAGUCCCCAGACUCCUUCAAGAGUCGUGUUUCAAGUAACAUGACUUUGUCAACCCCACCUCCUUUGACUGAAACCACACCCCCUGGUAUCAUAACCCCACCCCUUGAUGCCCUGACCCCGCCUGUUCUGGUCCCUCUGCUGACUGACUGGAAUGCUGCCAUGGCGACAUGGGGCCUGGCCUGGGAGUUGCAGGUUUACGGGCUUGGCUGCGUGUUUUUGCUCGUUGCUGUGCUUUCUGCUUUCAGUCUGAUGUGUUUGCCGUUGCGCUGGCCCUCUGGCUGUGCCCACUUUAGCCUCCUCCACCUCAUCCAACUCCUGACAGGUUCGAGCCGGGCCCUGUGGCUGCUCUACGAUCCGUACGGCCAAAAAGAUCGACUUCCAGCGGCCUGGGAACGACUGCUGCACGAGGCUGCCUAUCCAUGUCUCACGGCAUCUUUCGGUUUGCUGCUGUUACUGCUUACCGCCCGUUCUUGCACUCAGCUGCUUUCCCAGAACACCCUGCAGCGCAGCUCCUGUCUGUUGGCUGCGCUGGUGCUGCUGCACGUGGUUGUAGUGAUGGUUUCCAUGGCCAUACUUCAACUUUUUCCAACUCUGCGAGUUGUACCUCUAAUACCACCAGCAGCCUUUUUGUUGAUGUCCUUAGUUCUGUCCAUGACCUACCUGAUUCUGUACUGCUGUGCCCGCGCUGACACCAAGCACAUCUAUCGUCUCAGCGAGAAUUCCCCAGAGCGGACGACGUGUCACGCCAGCCGGUGUCCCUUUACAGAGGCACGUAUGUGGGAUAGGGCAACCAGGGCGGGGGUCUUCUCUUCUCUCUUUCUCUUGGCAUGUGGCGGACUCAGACUGUACGCUAUGCUUCACGCGGAAGGACUCACCGAUGGAGUUAUGGUUGGUUUGAUGCCUUGGCCUUGGUGGGCUUUCCAGCUCAGCUGCCGAGUGUGUGAAGCAGGUGUAUGUCUCACCCUUGCUCUAGUUAUCACUCACCCACUCCUCUGUUGUGGAGUUCCUCUUACUAAGCCCAGUGGCUUCAGCAUGCUAUUCAAAAAGUCACAAAUAGAGGGCGGCAUUUCUUCAAAACCCACCAUUCUCUCAAGUCGAUGUGGCUGGUCUCUACGGCCUGCAGAAAAGCUGGGGUUGUGUGAGGGCAUAUCGCGGCGAGAGAGCGAGAGCGUGCCGCUCUACACUCUGGUGGAGCUACCGCACAGUGAAUCGGACGGCUUGGACCUCCAUUUUCCCAGCAGCCCUCAGCACGAGAUCUCCAAGAAAAGCAAAACAUCUCUUUCACCAUCCUUUGCCAGCCUGGAUGGCGACUCAACUGUAGAUCUCUGCCCCCCUUCGCCAAUCGACCUGCGACGUAGCAUCGAUGAAGCUUUGAAUAGCGAAGCUCUCUUUCAACAUAGUCUCUUUGGCUCUUCUAGGCUCUCUCUCAGUACUCGUGCACCUCCAGAUGGACAGCCCUGUCGGGAAAACUCAACAGUUGAACCCAGCCUCUACCGCACAGCCUCCUGUGGGGAAGUGGACCCUCCUAGCGUACCCACCCGAACCAGGCAAUGGAGCACUAUAUCUGGGAGACCAACUCUCAGUGAUGGCACAUAUGGAGGUCGGGUGUCAGUCUAUAACAGUGGGUUUAACUCAACACAAGAGUCUCAGAACAGCCUACACAGCAGGUCAGGGCUCCAGAGACGAUACACAACCUUGGGUUCAACUUCCUCCAGAGGGAGUCUGGAUGUGGAGACACAUUCACAUGCCGAUGAGCUGGCCAUUCAGGCUGAAUUCAUCAAUGUGUGCAGGCAAAUUGAUGCUCUCAGUGUCACCAGUGAUACAAUUGAACUGUAGUAAAUAUUUUUUUUAUGGAGUCAAAUAGGGAUUGUAAUGUACAUUGUCACAAAAAACUCGUCAAAAAACUCUCCCUAGCUGUCACUGGGGUGGUACACUUUAAAAAGGUCCUAAUAUGUACCAUUUAGGUACAGAUACAGUAUGUAUACAUUUGGUAUUUGAGGUACUAAUGUGUACACCUGAAGUAGUAAUAUUGACUAUUUGGUACCAAUAUGUCCCCUUAAGGUUGUAAAAUGGACUCUUUGGUACCCAUAUGUACCUCUGAGGUAGUAAUAUGGACUUGUUAGUACCAAUAUGUAUACAUGAGGUAGUAAUAUGGACCCGUUAGUACCAAUAUGUACCCCUGAGGUAGUAAUAUGGACCGUUAGUAACAAUAUGUACCCCUGAGGUAGUAAUAUGGACUCGUUAGUACCAAUAUGUACCCCUGAGGUAGUAAUAUGGACCCGUUAGUAACAAUAUGUACCCCUGAGGUAGUAAUAUGGACUUGUUAGUACCAAUGUGUACCCCUGAGGUAGUAAUAUGGACUUGUUAGUACCAAUGUGUACCCCUGAGGUAGUAAUAUGGGCUCUUUGGUACCAAUAUGUCCCCUUGAGGUAGUAAUAUGGACUCGUUAGUACCAAUAUGUACACCUGAGGUAGUAAUAUGGACUCUUUGGUACCAAUAUGUACCCCUGUGGUAGUAAUAUGGACUCGUUGGUACCAAUAUGUACCCCUGAGGUAGUAAUAUUAACCAUUUGGUACCAAUAUGUCCCCUUAAGGUUGUAAAAUGGACUCUUUGGUACCCAUAUGUACCUCUGAGGUAGUAAUAUGUACUCAUUAGUACCAAUAUGUACCCCUGAGGUGGUAAUAUAGACUCUUUGGUACCAAUAUGUACCCCUGUGGUAGUAAUAUGGCCUCAUUAGUACCAAUAUGUACCCCUGAGGUAGUAAUAUUAACCAUUUGGUACCAACAUGUCCCCCUGAGGUUGUAAAAUGGACCCUUUGGUACCCAUAUGUACCUCUGAGGUAGUAAUUUGGACUCUUUGGUACCAAUAUGUACCCUUGAGGUAGUAAUAUGGUGACAGUGACAGCUAGGGACCAUUUUUUGACAAUUUUUCUAUGACAGUGUAGAUGAUGCACAAAAAACAUAUUACAACCUGAAAAAUUAUAAACAUUUACUUGGAUAAACUCAAAAGGUCUGUAGGAUUUUUUCCAGAAUAGAGAACAAUUCACUGGUGUAGCAUUGAAUUUCGAAAAAAUAAACGGCACAAAUCUUGAAAAUGACAUAGCAUAAACUUGUAUAACAGCGAAUGACCUCUGAAAGACUUGCUUUCUAUGAACUGUAUUUUUAGAAAUUGCCAGAGACUACACCCAUCUCAUACUUGGAAAAUAUCACAUCUAACCUUUGAAAAUGCCCGUAUUGACUUAAACUUCAUUUGCACUC
Messenger RNA from Misgurnus anguillicaudatus (oriental weatherfish), 4492 nucleotides. RefSeq names its product proline rich transmembrane protein 4a (gene prrt4a). Lineage: Eukaryota; Metazoa; Chordata; Actinopteri; Cypriniformes; Cobitidae. The record is from RefSeq and is a predicted model, not a curated record.